AUGUGGUGUCGAAUUUUAUUAUUGGUAGCGGUCAUUGGCUUAGGUCAUGGUGAGAACGAUAAUUUGCUAGCAUUGCGGCAGCCAUCAGCGAAGCACCGUGUAGGCGAACCUACUACGAUAGAAAAAUACCCGUUUGUAGUACAGAUUAUAACUUAUCGAAUUGGAGGUAAAUACCUCUUAAGAUGUGGAGGGUCGCUCGUGACCAAGCGAUACGUAUUGUCUGCAGCAAAUUGCUUCGUGAUUUCGUCUGAUUGUUAUAGUGAUUUUACAACGACACCAAUUCCUAGAACCAAAAGCACCGAGAAAACCGAAGCAACCGAAAAUACCGAUAUAACCAAAAGGACCAGAAAAACCCCUCAGCGACCCACUAGGAACGCUACACCAUUUUGGUGGUCCACUCCUUCGACGGUCAAGCCGAAAGCUCGGCAGCGCCUUGUCAAAAGGAGCCAAUUAUACAUAGAUCCCGCUGAAUACAGGAUUCGUGUCGGUUCAACCGGCGUACAAGAUACAGGUGGAAUACGUUAUGAAGUAACAGCAAUUAUAAUCCACGAGAACUACAGCAGAUAUGACAAUGACAUAGCAUUAGUACGGACCAGGAAUCCUAUUCCCUUGGGUCGCACCAUCGCAAUUAUCAAUAUACCGCAGGAAGAAGUGAUGAUGCCCGACAACGCUACUGUCACAGUUAUUGGUUGGGGUUCUGCGGUGAAGACAGAUUUGGAUGUACUGCACGAGGUGUCAAUUAAGCUGGUCGACUGGGAGAUAUGUAAGACCAUAUACUCAAACAAGCAUCCUAACAUCACGAUCACCGGCAAUAUGAUCUGCGCUGGGAUGCUAAAGGCUGGAGAUAAAGGUGUGUGUACGUCUGACGUAGGUAGCCCUCUCCUUUACGAAGACAAACUGGUGGGAUUGGCGUCAUGGUUUCAGAGUUGUAAAGAUAAGAAAUACCCUGAUGUGUAUACUCGGAUUUCCAGCUAUACCACUUGGAUCAACAACGUGGUGAAAAUGUAUCCGCUACGGUUUGAACCGAAUGUGGGUCGCAGUCCCGGUUCCAGACCUAGAUCAAUGAACAAAAUUGAGGACACGCUGCUGAUCUCUUUUUUAUUAUAUUUAGUACUCAGCGCUUAG
Spodoptera littoralis (African cotton leafworm) is the source of this 1125-nucleotide messenger RNA. The record is from the annotation of a GenBank genome assembly. Lineage: Eukaryota; Metazoa; Arthropoda; Insecta; Lepidoptera; Noctuidae.